Molecule: messenger RNA, 2797 nt
Organism: Brassica rapa (field mustard)
Lineage: Eukaryota; Viridiplantae; Streptophyta; Magnoliopsida; Brassicales; Brassicaceae
Product: probable myosin-binding protein 6
Molecular function (GO): myosin binding
Source: RefSeq, a predicted model, not a curated record
ACUUAGAAACAAUUUGUGUAAGCCUCACUAACCAAACAUUGUAAAAGCAUCUCCUCAACAGAGCGGUGGAGAUAUCUGUUUGACGCUAAGCUACUCAAGUUUAUGUAUUUGGCUAAAUAACAGACAGAGGAGUUUUUGAGAAUAGGACUAAGUGGGUUUCUAGAGUUUCAUCAUCAUCUUUUUUUUAAUCCUUCCACGUUGGAAGGUUGUUGUAAUACUGUCUAGACACUCGUGUGGAUCUAUCAAAACUUAUUAAAUUAUAUUUACUUUAUAUGGUAAGAUAUAUCUAAUUUCCAACUAUAGGAUGUUGUAGUAUUCGUAGAAUAAUGUCAUUAUGAUUAGGUACAUAACCUGUUUUGCAAGCAACAGUCUUCCAAUCACAGAACAUAAUUCCCAUUGAUUAAUCAACCAAUCAAACAACAUCAUAUAGAUAUGUAGAUGUCAUGUGUGUGUUGGCAUGUUCUUUGUUUCGGUCGUGCAAGGUUGUAUUCAGUUUAAGCGUCAACGACAAAGUUCUCCUCACGUCUAAGCUGGAAAGAUUUACAUAAAAUCCCAUUUGCUUUUUUUUUGUCUAUCUGUUGUCUCUAAAUUUUUUCAAUUCCAAAUAUCAUCCUUUGUUUUUUGACUAAUUUAGACUUUCCCAAACCCAUAAAUAGAAACACAAUCAUAAACAUAACUCACAAGAGAGUGAGAGAGAGAGAGAUCCUGAUCUAUGUUCUUUUGUUGAUCUGACAUGAUUAUACAAUUGCUCUGUUUCUUCUUGUUCUUGUUUCUUCUUUUACAAGUCACCAUGCUUAAACGUUCUUUCAAGAAUUUUGUUGAACAAGAACUCGGAUCUUUCCCUCAGUUCCUCAUCUACACCCUUCUCGAAUUGACUCUCAUCACCAUCCUCUUCAUAGACGGGGUUCUCGCCUUCUUAUCAAACCAAUACGCAAGAUUCUUCGAGCUCAACACUCCUUGUCUCCUCUGCACCAGAAUCGACCACGUUCUUGUCCCUAGAAACCCUCAUUUCUAUUACAACGACUCAAUAUGCGACUCACACAAGAAGAAAGUCUCUUCCCUUGCGUAUUGCCAUGUCCACAAGAAACUCUCUGAGAUCAAACAUAUGUGUGAAGGUUGUCUUCUCUCUUUCGCCACCGAGAAGGAAUCUGACUGUGACACGUAUAAGUCUCUCAUUGGGAUCUUGCAUAAAGAUCUUGAGCUUCUCAUUGACGAACAAGUGCUUGCCUUGGCGCUCAAGAAAGACGAUGACCUUGUUCAGACAACAACAAACCUGGUGGAUUACAAGACAAACAACAACAUUAGCUUGAAACAACAUUGCUCUUGUUGCGGAGAUUUAUUGAAGAACAACAGUUCUUUCCUUGCUCCUGCUCUCUCUCCUAGGGUUCCCUACAACAAGCUGUCUGAGAAUGAAUCUGAGUUUAGGGUUUUGGAUGUUGGCAGAACACUGAGUGGUGUAAGAGGAGGUAACAAGUUCUUUGGGACACCUCUUAGAAAACUCCCUUUGGAUAAGACAGAGAAUACUUCUGACAUGGCUGAUUCAAACGGUGAAUACAUCCUUAAUCAGCUCAAGAAAGAGGCUUGCUUGGACAAGAAGUCACUGAUGGAUUUGUAUAUGGAGUUAGAUGAAGAGAGGAGUGCUUCAGCUGUUGCAGCCAAUAACGCUAUGGCUAUGAUUACAAAGCUACAAGCCGAAAAAGCCACUGUUCAAAUGGAGGCUUUGCAGUGCCAAAGAAUGAUGGAUGAGCAAGCAGAGUAUGACCAAGAAGCUUUGCAGUCUCUGAGUAGUGAAUUGGCAAAGAGGGAAGAGGAUAUGAAGGAGCUUGAAGAUGAACUUGAGGCUUACAGAGAGACAUAUGGAUGUUUAACGGAUAAAGAUGAUGUGAGAGAAGAGUUUCUUGAGGAACACGGCAAUGCCAGUGUAGUUUGUUAUUCAAAUCAUGAGGACAAUGGAGCAAACAUUGAUCAAAGUGGGUCUUGUAAAUCCGAAGAAUCGAAAUUCUUAGGACAAAUGAAAGGAACUGAAAGCAAAGAAGAUAUAGUAAAGGAGCUUUCUGAGAUCACAGAGAGGCUAAGUGCUCUUCAAUCAAAUGGUGAACUGUUGAAACAUAUUGCUGAUGUUUUAGAAGUUAGUGAAGGUGAAGCAAUUCUAAUGCAGAUAUCUCAAAACUUGCACAUGCUUCGUAGUUUUGUUGCUAUGCCUUCAGAAUCAUGAAUUUGUAAUACAUCUUUUAUUGUUUCUUAGAGAACACGCAAGCUUCUAAUGCAUUGUCUUAAAUUCAAAACAUUUUUCUUAUUCUUAUUCAUUGAAAUGUUUCAGAUUUGCUCUAUGAAACCUAACUUGUAAGAUGAAAUGCAUAAAGACUAGAGCCUGAUUUUGAAACACAAUUUUUUUGUUGUUGUUUACUUGUGAUUUUCUUAAGAAUACUCACUGAUCGUUGAAUAUUUUUUUGUAUGUAGUAAUUUUUCUAGAAAUUCCAAACUUUAGUUAUGUAAUCUUCUAGAGAUUUGAAGUAAGUUUUUGAGAAUUUCGUAAAAAAUGACACUUCGUACCAAUAGAAAUUUGAAAUACAAGAGAACCAACUUUUAACACUACCACUAGUCACUAGACUACCAACAUCUUGGUAACAUGCUUUGAUUGUUACAAAGUUUUUCUUCAUACAUUUGCAUUUUGAAUUUGAUCGAUGAAUCCACCCUAGAAGAAUGGAUCGCAGAAACAAAUAUUAUUGAACUGAAACUAUUUAAUUAGUUACGUUAAUAUAUAACCAAACAAUACAGUAAUUAUUUCUUUUGGGAA